UUUUCAAGCUAUUUUGAAAAGUCAAAAAAUGGCUCGUAUGAAUAGACCUGCCCCAGUGGAGAUCACCUACAAAAACAUGAGAUUCCUCAUUACCCACAACCCCACUAAUGCCACGCUUCACAAAUUCAUUGAGGAACUGAAGAAAUAUGGGGUGACGACGGUAGUUCGAGUGUGUGAGGCCACAUAUGAUGCAAACCUGGUUGUUAAAGAAGGUAUUCAGGUUCUGGAUUGGCCCUUUGAUGAUGGAGCUCCUCCCUCUAACCAGAUCGUUGAUGAUUGGUUGAAUCUUCUUCGGAUGAAGUUUAGGGAGGAGCCAGGCUGCUGUAUUGCCGUACAUUGUGUUGCAGGCCUUGGAAGAGCCCCAGUGCUGGUUGCUCUGGCCCUGAUUGAGUGUGGCAUGAAAUAUGAGGAUGCCGUUCAGUUCAUUCGACAAAAGCGCCGUGGAGCAUUCAACAGCAAGCAGCUCUUCUAUCUGGAAAAAUAUCGUCCCAAAAUGCGUCUUCGAUUCAAGGAUUCCAACGGCCACCGCAACAACUGCUGCAUUCAGUAAAAGCUUGCGAAUCAGCCUUUCUCAAAUGUGUAAUGGGAAUUUGUAUCUAGCAUAGGUAGUUUGUUCUCUUAAUUGGUAACUGUGAAAAUGGCGUUACAAAAAUUAAGCUUAUUUCGUUACAAGUGUCCCCCGCCCUUCUCUUUGUUUUGAUGUAUUUCCUGUGGAGAACCUCUGUCAGCAAGGUAAAGUGCUUGGUUGAACAUGAGCUUAGUGUUUUGCGAUGAAGUUUAUGUUGGUGAAACAUGGUCAAAUCCCAACUCUGCCAAACACGUAGUAUGCUUUAUAGCCUAAAUGGUUUAAUUAAAAACUAAUUUCAUGCACUUUUUUUUUUUCAGUCUAUCUGUAAUAAAUGCCUGCCUCUGAAAAGAUCUAAAAUAAAUGCCUUAUUACAGCAGAAAGACACCGUCUGGUGGAGGAGUUCUCGGUGGCAUUUGGAGAGGUUUCUCAAUGAUGUCUUUUGCAGAAAAAAAAUCAGGAAGAGAGGUAAAAAAAAUAGAGGAAAAUAAAAUCUCUUUAUAUAAAUAUAUUGAAGGGUGGGGUACUACUUUUUGUUGUUUAUCCAAACUUUGUUUACCUAUUACUGCCAUGUCAAUAGUGUGAUGUUUGUGUUUUGGCUUAAAACUGGACCUCACUGUCUGCGGUAUUUUUAUGCCUUUUUAUUUGAUGUGCAUAACUUAAUAUUUCAAUACUUGAUUUACGUACGGUAUUUGAUUGUGUACUGUUAAAUCACCUAUUUAUAUCAUUGGAUAUGUGUUUUAGUAUAGCAAGAAACAAGUUUGCCAAUUUGAGAGUACAAUAAAGAUACACUGAAGGAGCA
Molecule: messenger RNA, 1367 nt
Organism: Onychostoma macrolepis
Lineage: Eukaryota; Metazoa; Chordata; Actinopteri; Cypriniformes; Cyprinidae
Gene: ptp4a1
Product: protein tyrosine phosphatase 4A1
Exons: 5
Coding region: 29-550 (173 amino acids)
Biological process (GO): protein dephosphorylation
Cellular component (GO): nucleus
Molecular function (GO): protein tyrosine phosphatase activity
Source: RefSeq, a predicted model, not a curated record